AUGAUUCCCUUCAAGAAGAGAAAGCACAAGCAGGUUGAUCCCAAUGAUACAGCGCUAAGGCCGUUGAAGCAGAAGUCUACAAACGUUAGGGGCAGACGUACCAAGGAGAAAGGGAAAGGUACUACGGACACACAGAGCGAUACAGCGGCAACACAUAGUAAAGGCAAUAGCGAUGCUCGGUCCAAAUGGAAGUCCCAAGUUGAUGGCGAUGUAGUUUUUUACAACGAAAACGUUUCGAUUAGGCUGGUGGAAGAACAGUCUUUGGCGGCUCCGUCCAUCGCGGACGAUGUCAGCGGCGUAUUUACAUCACUACGGCGGCAAAAUCAGGAUGCCGUGGAACUAAGCCAGCGAUCUAUCCAGCUGGAGGACUUUGACCAGCCACCUGCCUCAACAUCUACUCCCUUGGUCAGCCCUCAGAAACAAGAUCUGGCUGACCCUGAUGCCCUCAGCGCCCGCCUGGCCCACUCCAAGCAGAGCGAUUCUACAACAGGCUAUAAGCAACGAUACCCCCAGCAACCGCAGGCUCCCAUCUCCCCCAUAUAUUGCAAGAACCCCCAUAUAGACUACAACAAUCCCUACGAACUUGCUGCAUGCCUUCAGCUCCCACGACUAGCCUCUCCGGGCUAUCUGAGCCUGGGCGGCAAGUCCAACCAUAGCUCCCCGUCCCAUUCACACACUUACCAAUCAAGUGGCGCGCAGGCCACAUACCAAGGCUCAAGCAUCAGCAGGAGCUAUCACAAAGCGUGA
Molecule: messenger RNA, 747 nt
Organism: Eremothecium cymbalariae DBVPG#7215
Lineage: Eukaryota; Fungi; Ascomycota; Saccharomycetes; Saccharomycetales; Saccharomycetaceae
Exons: 1
Coding region: 1-747 (248 amino acids)
Source: RefSeq, a predicted model, not a curated record